UCUCUCUCUCUCUCUCUCUCUCUCUCUCUCUCUCUCUCUGUGAAAUUGCAUGAAAUGAAAUCUCUGGCCAUGGCAUCCUGCUAACCCACCACCAAGCUCAAAUUCCGGAGAGCAAAAAUGGGGCAGCAGCCGAAGAGAGGCGCCACCAGCUCACCUCCUCCCUCCCCUCCUCCCCUCCCUCCUCCCCCCGGCCGCCCCCCAAUCUCCCUCCUCCAACCCUCCCAACGCAAGCGGUCCUCCAAAUCGACGAAAGUCUACCGCCUCUUCCGCUCCGUCUUCCGCUCCUUCCCCAUACUCACCCCUUCCAACCCUUGCCGCCUCUCGCCCCUCCCCCCUAGCUCCUCCCCCCACCUCUCGCUUGGUUCUCGAAUAACUGGCACCCUCUUCGGCCACCGCAAAGGCAGAGUCUCCCUCUCUAUCCAGGAAAACCCCCGCUGCUUGCCCACUGCUAUAAUCGAGCUUGCGAUGCAGACCAAUUCAUUGCUCAAAGAAAUGGCCUCUGGACUCGUGAGAAUCGCUCUUGAGACCGAGAAGAAAGCAGCCGACAAGACAAAAUUGCUGGAUGAGCCUCUUUGGAGCAUGUACUGCAACGGGAGGAAGGCGGGGUAUGGCGUGCGGAGGGAGGCAGCUGAGGAGGACUUGGGUGUGAUGCAGAUGCUGCAGGCAGUGUCGAUGGGGGCUGGGGUGCUGCCGACAGCAAGCGGUGAGGGGGAAGAUGGGGAGAUGACAUAUAUGAGAGCACAUUUUGAGCGGGUCGUGGGCUCCAGGGAUUCCGAGGCAUUUUACAUGUUGAAUCCUGAUGGCAACGGUGGGCCUGAGUUGAGCAUCUUCUUUGUGAGGAUUUGAGGGACAUGGGCUUCUCUUUCUUCCUUCUGAGGAUGAUGUUAUGAUCCAACUGGCCAUUGGUUUUUCAGAGAAAGAAGUGAAAUUUAACCAAAACAGAGAGAGAGAGAGUUGAGGAUUCUUCCUCCUUGGAUGCUUCGUUCAUUUGUCCAUUGAUCAGAUAGACACUUCUUCAUUCAUUUGUUCAUUGAUCGGAUACUUUCAUGAGGAUAUUGAUGAUAUACAAUAUUUCAUUUCUUGCGAGCUUCUCCUCCCUGGUGAUGUUUUGUAAAAUGAGAACAUGUAGUCUAUAGAGAUUUCCAUCUUUCUAUUGAAAAUUUGUGAAA
Molecule: messenger RNA, 1169 nt
Organism: Amborella trichopoda
Lineage: Eukaryota; Viridiplantae; Streptophyta; Magnoliopsida; Amborellales; Amborellaceae
Product: MIZU-KUSSEI-like protein (Protein of unknown function, DUF617)
Biological process (GO): hydrotropism
Source: RefSeq, a predicted model, not a curated record